GCUCAGCAGCAGCGGCUGCAACAGCAGCGGGAGCUUCCAGCCGGGUCGGCGCGUGCACCCGUCUGUGCCUGCCUAGUCCCCGCUCGCCGCCAUGUCGCUGGGCCCUGGCGCCGAGGCGGGCUUCUCCAGCGAGGAGCUGCUCACGCUGCGCUUCCCCUUGCACCGCGCCUGCCGCGACGGCGACCUGCCGGCCCUGUGCGCGCUGCUGCACAGCUCGCCGCGUUCCGACCUGGCCGCCGAGGACUCCUUUUACGGCUGGACCCCCAUCCACUGGGCCGCGCACUUCGGCAAGCUGGAGUGCCUAAUACAGUUAGUGAGAGCUGGAGCUACUGUAAAUGCCUCUACAACACGUUUUGCCCAAACACCAGCCCAUAUUGCUGCUUUUGGAGGACAUCCUCAGUGCCUGAUCUGGUUGAUUCAAGCAGGGGCCAACAUAAACAAGCAGGAUUAUGUUGGUGAAACUCCUAUUCAUAAAGCAGCACGGUCUGGUAGUAUGGAUUCCGUAAGUGCCCUUGUGGCUAAUGGAGCACAAAUAGAAUUGUCGCAUGGCAUUAACAAAGAAUACAUAAAGCACUUGAGAAAUGCCAGUGGCCUGACGGCAGCAGACCUUGCUCAUACCCAGGGCUUCCAAGAAUGUGCCCAGUUUCUCUUGAACCUCCAGAACUGUCACCUGAAUCAUUUCUAUAGUAAUGGCACUUUAAAUGGGGUUCAUCAGGAUGCAGGUUCCAAUCCUCUCAAUGGUGGGACAAGUCGAAAGAGAUCCUUUGAAGAUGUGGAAUCUGCUGGAUUAAAGAAAGCAAGGACUGAAGCUUACAAUUUUGAUGGCUUAUUAUCAAUGGUGAAUGGAGGAGUUGAGGAUGAUGCUGACAAUAUGCACGUUGAUAGAGAGUUUGCUGUUGUAUCAGAUAUGAAUAGCAGUAGUCCCAUAAUGAACGCAUUGACAAAUGGAUGUGCCAUCAAUGGACAUUUGGACUUCACCGGCACGGCACAGCUCAAUGGAAUGGAUACCAGGCGUGACGAAAGUUUAACAUUAGUUCCUGGAAUAACCUCUACCAAUAGGCAUAGAAUUCAUACCACUAAUGGCACUGAGGAACCAGAAAAAGCCCUGAAUACUUCUACUGAUAUGUGUGGUUCCUUACAUCAGAAUGGAAGCCCAAGUAGCUUUGUAUCUAACAGGCCCUCGUGGGUGGAAGAUGUAGGAGAUACUUUGCAUUAUGGACACUAUCAUGGUUUUGGGGAUACUGCUGAAAGUAUCCCUGAACUUAACAGUGUCCUUGAGCAUUCCAUUUCUGUUAAAGUUGAACAGAAAUACAAUAAUACUGUCCUAGGCACAAUGUAUCUUUAUCAUGGUUCCUAAAUCGAGUGUUGUUGUUUAUAUCAAAUGCAUAUUGAAAUUGCUACCAAAUGUUUUGGGGUGAUGGGAGGGGGGAGGGCAAAAAACUUGCAAAGCAUUAAAUUUGAAAAAUGCAGCCAUUAUUAUUUUUACACUUUGUUUAUAUUAAAAAAGUAAACCUUUCAUUUGACAGCUUUAUACUAAAGUUCUAGUUUGUGGCAUGUACUUGGUGAUAGAAGGUGCUGUUACAAUGGAAAGUUUAUUCUUUGUAUUUUUAAGGGAUGUUCUGUUUUUGUACUUAAUCUUUUUAUUUCCAAGCUUGUGAACACUAUAUCUUUCCCUUU
This is a messenger RNA of Gavialis gangeticus (Gharial), 1677 nucleotides long. It is a transcript of the gene ANKRD10, whose product is annotated as ankyrin repeat domain 10. The transcript has 7 exons. Bases 92 to 1357 code for a protein of 421 amino acids. Gene Ontology annotation, molecular function: protein binding. Lineage: Eukaryota; Metazoa; Chordata; Crocodylia; Gavialidae. The record is from RefSeq and is a predicted model, not a curated record.